GAGAAGGGAAGAGCGAGACAGCCCGAAACGUUUUAGAAUGUGGCUCCAAAGAGAUUUGCACAGUUACGAAAAAUUGUUGGUCUGAAACACGUUUGUUGGUUGCUUGAAUCGGAGAUAAACGCCUUCUCACUCCUGCGCAUAUUGAGCGGCAUACUAUUGCUGCUGCUUUUGGGAAACACGGUGGGGUUCAAGGCAUACGUGGACCUCAACUGUGAGAUACUCGCAGAAGAUUUAACUUGCACUGUACCUAAUCUCUUCAUGAGGUGGAUCAAGACGAUGGACCCUUUACUCCCCCUACUGGUCCUCUGCUCACUUUCACUCAACGCUUUUGGUGGAGAUGUGUGUGUCUCUGGUCAUGAUAGUGGGCCAGUCUUUGAAGAACAGCCAAACAAUUUAAUUUACCCGGAAGGCCUGAGCGAAGGGAAGGUAGUUCUCAGCUGUCAGGCCAGGGCAAGUCCAGCUGCUUCCUACAGGUGGUUGGUGAAUGGCACUGAAGUCCCGCUGGGUUUAGACCUCCGUUACACUCUGGUUGCUGGCAACCUGGUGAUCAGCCGACCUGAAUCUGAUCGAGAUACAGGCUCUUAUCAGUGUCUGGCCAUCAACCGCUGUGGAACUAUCAUCAGCAGAGCAGCUAACCUAAAAUUUGGCUACCUUCACGACUUCCCUCCAGACAGCAGGAGUCCUCAGACAGCUUAUGAAGGCAUUGGAACAUUCCUAGCAUGCCAGCCUCCUCCACAUUACCCAGCUCUAUCCUACCGGUGGCUCCUCAAUGAGUUUCCUAACUUCAUCAAGAAAGAUGAUGGCCGCUGGUUUGUAUCCCAGGUAACUGGUAAUCUCUACCUUGCAAAAGCGGAGCCCAACGACACUGGAAACUACUUCUGCUUUACUACCAUCAACAUGGACAUCAGUACAAAGAGUACCUUCAGCAAAGCUAACCAACUCACUGUGCUGCCUGAAGCCAAUCCAAAGAAGUCAGCUCCAAGCAUCAAAGUGCGCUUUCCAGCGGAGACCUAUGCCCUUGCUGGAUACACUGCCCAGUUAGAGUGCUUUGCCUAUGGAAACCCAGUUCCAAAACUGAGAUGGAAAAAGGUGGAUGGACUAAUGCCAUCCAAGGCAGGUUCUAGUGCUGAGAGUCCCACUCUCAUCCUACCAGACCUUUCCUUUGAUGACGAGGGUGUCUAUGAGUGUGAAGCCCACAAUUCUGAGGGAAUUGACAUGUACCAGGGCCGCAUUAGUGUGCAAGCUCAGCCAGACUGGUUGCAGGUGAUGAGUGACUCUGAAGUUGAGAUUAGUUCAGAGCUACACUGGAGUUGUGUGGCUGCUGGUAAACCCAGACCUUCCAUUCGCUGGCUCCGCAAUGGACAGCCGCUCACUACACAGGCACAGGAUAGAGUAGAAGUAAAUGGAGCUCGUCUCAAGAUCAGCAGCCUAUACCUGGAAGAUUCUGGGAUGUACCAGUGUGUUGCUGAGAACAAGCAUGGAACAAUCUACUCUACUGCUGAGCUACGAGUCCAAGUUCAGGCUCCAGACUUCAGGUUAAACCCCGUGCGGAAACUGAUCCCUGCAGCCAGAGGGGGACAAGUGAUAAUUGAAUGUCGCCCACGAGCAGCCCCUAAGCCGAGCCUGUUCUGGAGUCGUGGGACUGAGUUGCUCAUCAACAGUAGCAGGGUGACUGUGACUCGAGAUGGCAUCUUGUGGAUCACUAACAUCAGCAGGGCAGAUGAAGGGAAAUACACUUGCUUUGCUGAGAAUUACCUUGGCAAAGCUAACAGCACAGGACACCUGUCUGUCAGAGAUGCCACCAAGAUCACACUGGCUCCCUCCAACGCUGACAUCAAUCAGGGUGAGAAUGUGACGUUGCAGUGUCAUGCCUCCCAUGAUCCCACCAUGGACCUGACCUUCACCUGGGCCCUCAAUGGGGCUGUGCUGGACCUGGAGGACUCUUCAGGGCCGUACCAUCGAGUAGAAGGGAAGGAAACCAUUGGAGACCUGUUUAUUGUGACUGCUCAGCUGAGUCAGGCAGGCACGUAUACCUGUACAGCUCAAACUGUGGUGGACAGCGCCUCAGUUACAGCCAAACUGGUGGUGCGAGGGCCCCCGGGACCACCUGGCGGUUUACUGGUAAGAAAUGUUGCAGAGACAUCAGUGGAGCUGAAGUGGAGUCAUGGCUAUGACAACCACAGUCCAAUCGGGAAUUAUGUGAUCAUGGGCCGAUCUUCUCUAUCAGUGACGUGGAAGCAGAUGAUGACCAAGCCAGUGAACAUUGAGGGGAAUGCAGAGUCUGCACGUGUGAUUGGGCUGGUUCCCUGGAUGGAUUAUGAAUUCCAGGUCAUCGCCAGCAACAUCCUGGGCAGUGGUGAACCCAGCAUGCCCUCACAUACCAUCCGCACACAACAAUUAGCUCCCUCAGUGGCUCCCAGUGCACUUGGUGGUGGAGGGGGAGAUCGCAAUGAGCUCAUUAUAACAUGGACGCCCAUGGCCAGAGAAUACCAGAAUGGUGAUGGCGUUGGCUACAUUUUGGCAUUCAGAAAGAAAGACACAUCAUCAUGGACAGAAGUGCGCAUACCUUUAGUGGAGUCCUCCCGAUAUGUGUACUACAACGACACCCUGAUACCAUACAGCCCCUUUGAGGUGAAAAUCAAAGCCUAUAACCAAAGGGGAGAAGGUCCAUUCAGUCAGAUUGCUGUCGUCCACUCUGCUGAGGAAGAGCCAACAGUUGGACCAUUAAGCAUAAAUGUCACUGCACUGACAGCUUUUGAGAUGAAAGUAUCAUGGGAGGCUGUCCUGCAACCUAAUACCAACGGCAUCCUGAGAGGAUAUGAGAUCCGAUACUGGCGACAGCAUGAACGGGAAGCAGCAGCAGACCGAGUGCGUACAGCAGGACUAGAAACAACAGCCAGGGUGUCUGGACUUCGUCCCAGCACUCGAUAUCAUGUUGCAGUUCUUGCAUAUAACAGUGCAGGCACUGGCCCACCCUCACCACGAUCCACUGUCACCACUAGGAAACCACCUCCGAAUCGCCCUCCUGGAAAUGUAUCAUGGAGGACUGAUGGCUCAUUGGUAAUUGUGCGAUGGGACCACGUGAAGGCCAUGCACAAUGAGUCAGCAGUCCUGGGCUACAAAGUUCUGUACAAGCAUGAGGGUCAAACCGUUUUGAAGGUCCUGGACAUGGCAAAGACAUCAGUGAACCUGCCGCUGCCCAAAAACAAUGGAUAUGUUGUAUUGGAAGUGCGAUCUUGGGGUGAAGGUGGGGAUGGACCUUCGCACGAGAUUAUUGUCUCAAGGGACUCAGGAACCGGCAUGAUGGUCCAGAACAUGGCAACUCUCUACAGUCAUUCGCUAAAUCUCAUCAUUGGCUUGUUUAUUCUCAAGAUGGUGUCAGGACUGUGAUUUCAGUCAACUUUUUAUCUUACUAACUACAAUUGAAUGUGUCUGGUGUUACAACCUGUUUUGUGUGGGAAUGGGUAAAAAAUAUAAAGAAAAAAAAAGUACCUAUUUAUUAGAAAGGCCUGUGUGUGUGUGUGUUUAAGUGGCAGAAGAAUGCUUCCAGUCUGAUUGUGUAGGCAUGCACUGGAGUCAAUCAAUAUUAAUAAGGGAAUACUGUAAUCUCGUGUGACAUGUCUCAAACACAGGGUAGGAUAAUGCCAAGACCUUGUACUGUUGCCUUCAUUCACACUCAUGCAUUUAUACACCACCAUGAUUGAUGUCUUGAUGUGUGACAGCAUUAAUUUAGCAAAUUCCACAAACUUACAGUAUAGCAUUUGGGAACUACAAAUAUUUUACGCCAAAUGUGGCAGGGGCUUUACAGGGGCUCAAAAGUACAGUAUUUGGAUAAUUGUAAAUGUAACCAUUAUUGUAUGACUUCAUUAAAAUCAGUUGCAGUCAAUGACAACAUUGAACAGAAUUUAUGGAUAUCAAGUCUUUGGUCUAGGAAGAUGGAGAUGGGUGUGAUUUAUUAGAUGGCAUCACAAGUAGCUACUCUUUGGAUUCUUUAUGAAUACAGGCCGACAUUUAAAUGUGCUUCAUUUGUCUAGAGGUAACAGAGGAAUUGAAUUCUCCUUGUCAAUGCCUCUUGUCCAUCAACUUUCAAGUGACCUGAAAAAUUUGGCUGUAAUCCCUCAAUGUAAAUGCCAUCAUUUUGAGAAUCCUUUUAAAUUAAAACCGAAAGUCUAAACAUCUUGCUAUUUCAAAUCAACUGUGGUGGUCUAUAAAGGAAAAAUGGUAAAAACUCUGUAGUUAUUCAAAAACCUGUAACUGUACAUAUUACAUAUUUACUGUUUGGCUUUUGCAUGUUCAAUCAAAUUUUAUUUCCAGAUUAUGAACUGAAAAAGCCUUUCUGUCAGAGGCUACAAUAGGGACCAUUUUAAAUGAGUAACUCUAAAGCUGAAUCAUGCAAAGCAAGUGGAGUCCCAACUUUACCAAGAAUUAGAAGGAGAAAUUAGCAGUUUCCAGCAUGUUCGAGUGUACUACAUACAGUAAAACAGCCAAGACAAACGACAGAUCGAGUUGUACUUCGUUGCUCUCAUACAAUGAUUUUUGGCGCUACUGUAUUCAUUCUUGCUCUUCUUGAAGAAGCUGUUUGAAAAGUCAAGUCAAGUAAAACAUACCCAUUGUAAUGGCCGGAUUCUAGGUCCUGCUCAUUGAUUUGGCUGUUAUCAUACACCAGCCAUUCAUCUAUUGCCAAUACCGCUUAUCGCCAGUCAGUCGCAGGGCAUGUAAAGAGAAAGAAAACCAUUCUCACUCACAUUAACUUUGAGAGGAAACUGAACUAUUGCUGCCUGCACCAAAGUCAAGUGAAUGUACCACUACACCAUCAGUGACUUGUAAUCAUACACACCAUCUAUGAUGUAAUACUGUAUGUCACUAGUCAGUUCAAAGGUUUUCCGUUUCAUUCUUUUUUUUAAAAUUAAUUUAUUAAAUCAUUUAUUUUAUUUAUUUAUAUAUUUUCAGGAAAGUUGUACAAAAGAAUACAGUGUUUUUCUUUAAAUUUUCCCUGUUGUUUGAUAAUAAUUAUGACAAGUAUAAAAAUGCUAGUGUAAUGUGUUUCACUUUAUUGCAGCUGCUUUUCUGCUGAUAGGGUGAUAUAAAGUUCCUGACAGCGAUAAAAGGGUUGGCCACCAAAGUUAACAAUGUCAUAUAUCCCCUCAUUGUAAUCAGUCAGAAUCUAUCAGCUCUUAUGUAAAACUUUGUCAGAUUUAUUACACUACACAGGAAGAGAUUGAACUCAAGCAUAAUGAUUAUUUUAAACUUGUUUUUAACUUGUUUAAACUGGUCUACUGUCAAUUGAUUUAAUAUUCAGUACUUCU
Messenger RNA from Phycodurus eques (leafy seadragon), 5306 nucleotides. It is a transcript of the gene cntn2, whose product is annotated as contactin 2. The record is from RefSeq and is a predicted model, not a curated record. Gene Ontology annotation, molecular function: cell-cell adhesion mediator activity. Bases 259 to 3390 code for a protein of 1043 amino acids. Gene Ontology annotation, biological process: brain development; cell-cell adhesion. The transcript is spliced from 23 exons. Lineage: Eukaryota; Metazoa; Chordata; Actinopteri; Syngnathiformes; Syngnathidae.